Cryptomeria japonica (Japanese cedar) is the source of this 2213-nucleotide messenger RNA. Its product is annotated as protein NRT1/ PTR FAMILY 5.10. Gene Ontology annotation, cellular component: membrane. The transcript is spliced from 4 exons. The coding region runs from base 168 to 1877 and encodes 569 amino acids. The record is from RefSeq and is a predicted model, not a curated record. NCBI's taxonomy places the organism in Eukaryota, Viridiplantae, Streptophyta, Pinopsida, Cupressales, Cupressaceae. Gene Ontology annotation, molecular function: tripeptide transmembrane transporter activity; dipeptide transmembrane transporter activity. Gene Ontology annotation, biological process: dipeptide transport; transmembrane transport.
CUUUUCAAUAACACGCAACAAUAAUGAGCUCUGAUAAACUCUGGACUUUUAUGAAAUCGACCCAAUAAUCUCCUUCCCUCCCGAAAAAAACCCAAUUCUUAAUUUCAAUCAGAAGAAACAUAUAUUAUAAUAUUUGUAUGUAUUGACUGGUGAAUGAAGCAAAGGCAAUGGAAGAACUUCUCUCACCGGACGAAUUUGUUAAAGAUGGAUCAGUGGAUCUCCAUGGCCACUCUGUUAUCAGAGCUCGUACUGGAACAUUGAAGGCAUCCCCUUUUAUAAUUGGGGUGGAGAUUGCAGAGAGGUUUGCUCAUGCUGGUAUACAGUCAAAUUUGAUAACUUAUCUCACAAAUGUUUUGCAUGAAAGCACUGCCAGUGCUGCAAGCAAUGUGAACAUAUGGUCAGGGGUGCAAUCCAUGUUGCCCUUUUUGGGAGCUUUUGUUGCAGAUUCAUAUUUGGGUCGUUACUGGACAAUCAUUGUUUGUUCACUCGUCUAUUUGCUUGGGCUAAUCUUGGUGACUCUAUCGGCCUCUCUCAGGAGUCUCAAAUCGCAUUUCAAGAUUGGGUUGUUUUACUUUUCACUUUACUUGGUUGCUUUGGGACAAGGGGGUCACAAGCCAUGCCUACAGGCCUUUGGUGCGGACCAGUUUGAUGAUGAGAACCCAAAAGAGAAGAAGCACAAAAGUUCAUUCUUUAACUGGUGGUAUUUUGUUACUUGCUUGGGAACCCUUUCAGGAUUCACUGUGCUCACGUACAUCCAAGAUAAUAUCGGAUGGGGUGUGGGAUUUGGCAUUCCUGCCGUUACCAUGACAAUGGCACUUCUUCUGUUCUUGUGUGGGACUAGGUUUUACAGAAACAAACCGCCUAGUGGAAGCCCUCUCACUCGAAUCAUCCAUGUGUUUGUUGCAUCAUUCUUCAAGCGGAAUGCCUCUAUUCCUUUCCGAGAACAAAAUCAGUUAGCUUCAAUUCAAGAAGUAGAGGUUCUGAAGACAGAGUCAAGAAGACAACUAUUGCAAACAGACAAGUUCGGGUUUCUUGACAAAGCAACAAUUGAAGAUGAAUUAGACUUUGAAUGCAAAACUACACGCAAUUGGAGACUUUGUACAGUUCAACAGGUUGAAGAGGUAAAACUUAUUCUAGGAAUGUUACCUAUAUGGAUGACAUGUUUGAUGUAUGGCGUUGUCUUUGCACAGUCCUCAACGUUUUUCACAAAGCAGGGCAGCACAAUGGAUAGGAAAAUUGGUCGACAUUUUGUGAUACCUUCUGCAAGUAUGCAGCUUUUUACUAGCAUAUCUAUUAUGGUAUUGGUCCCUGUCUAUGAUCGCAUCUUUGUUCCCAUUGCAAAAAGAUUAUCAGGGAAUGAGAGAGGUAUAACAUUGCUCCAAAGGAUAGGCGCUGGAAUGUUUUUUUCUGCACUUUCAAUGAUUGUUGCUGCAGGGAUAGAAACUCAAAGGGUCAAGGUAGCAAAGGAUAAUGGAUUGAUAGACAAACCCUCUGCAACAGUCCCGAUGAGCGUUUUUUGGCUACUUCCACAAUAUGUACUUUUUGGCAUGGCUGAUGUGUUUACAGUGGUAGGAAUGCAAGAAUACUUUUAUGAUCAAAUGCCAGACACAAUGAAAAGCUUGGGUAUUGCUGUCUCUAUGAGUGUUAUAGGAGUUGGUAGUUUCCUCAGUAGUUUCCUAAUUUUGGUCGUUGAGAAGAUUACUUGCACAAACGAGGAGCAAUGCUGGUUUGCAAACAACUUGAACAAAGCUCAUUUAGAUUAUUUUUAUUGGCUUCUAGCUUCUUUGAGUCUACUCAACCUGGGCAUCUUCAUGACCUUAGCCAGCUGCUACAAGUACAAAAAGGCUGCAGCUACUGCCAGAGAACAUUCUACCUAAAAACUAACUUUAUGUUAUAUGUAUGUGAGUGCCACUUGUACUUCUUAUCUGUUUACUGUUGUAUUUUGUUGUGAGAAUGUAGAUAUAUAGCCUAAUAGGUGCUUUCCACAUUGAUGAAUUGGGUUGUAAAUCCAACAAAUACAUACUUUGUAAGGAGCGUGGAGGAAUCAAACUCUCACAUUCUACUAGAGCCCGGAUGAAAAGCUGAAGAUUCUAUUGUUGAUAGUUACCAUAAAUUCCUUCUAAAAAAUGUAUCUGUACCUUGCUUCCUCUGUAUCAUUCGUGCUUAAAGAAUUGGAAAAUGUUCAACAUGAUAUUGCAAAUCUUUUGUUUUCA